Messenger RNA from Ochlerotatus camptorhynchus, 586 nucleotides. It is a transcript of the gene Polr3I, whose product is annotated as RNA polymerase III subunit I. Lineage: Eukaryota; Metazoa; Arthropoda; Insecta; Diptera; Culicidae. Gene Ontology annotation, molecular function: nucleotide binding. Gene Ontology annotation, biological process: transcription initiation at RNA polymerase III promoter. Gene Ontology annotation, cellular component: RNA polymerase III complex. The record is from RefSeq and is a predicted model, not a curated record. Bases 121 to 507 code for a protein of 128 amino acids. The transcript has 2 exons.
UCAGCAUCAUCGUCGUCAUAAAGCAGAUACAUCAAAACAAAAACCAAAACAAUCUUCCACCGACUGCUUGCUUCUGCAAAGCUUCUCGUUACCAGACGAAAUAGUGCUGCAUUUUUCGCGAUGGAAAUCGUCAACCCGAAUGCGGCAAUCCUAACCAACUUCGAGGUUAUGGCGACCUUGAAAAACAUGAAAAGUAGCAAGAAAAAGUACGGCCUGCGGAAUCUGGCCACCAUUACCUACGAAACGGUGCAGUUCCUCGAGGACACCGCCUGUAAGGAGCAAACCUCAGAGUUGGUUGUAGAAUUUCUGAAAGCCAUGAAGCAGUUCAAUCUCACCAAGAACGAAUGCUUGAUGAUGAUCAAUGAUCCGCCCGUUUCUGCGCUGCACAUUCAGAUUAUGAUCGAAGAUUCGGACGAGCGACUAACGGAUGAGCAGGUUAAUUUUAUCAUUGAAUGCGCAGCCAAGCUACGAACAGGGAUGGGUCAGCAGCAGGAAGGACAAGAAUAAUCGCUUCGGAGUUGUGUGCUGUGUUCCAUUGUUUCUUAUAUUAAGAAAUAUGUAUACAUAUUAAAAUAUUUUAUUACAU